AUGUGCAUACUCCCUUUACUCUGGAUCCCUUCUGUAACAUUGCUAGUUCGAGAAGAAGGUACCGAAAACGAAAAACCACCGUACAGUUACGUGGCACUCAUUGCUAUGGCUAUUGAAGCUUCACCUGAGAAGCGCCUCACUCUCAGUCAAAUUUACAAGUUUAUUGAUGCCAAAUUUCCCUACUAUCGUUCUGCGGAUCCGAAACGCCGUCAGGGAUGGCAAAACAGUAUUCGACAUAAUCUAUCGCUCAACGAUUGUUUCCUGAAGAGGGCGCGUGAUGGAAUGAGCCAUGCUAACGAUCGCAAAGGAAACUACUGGACAUUGGCCGCAGAUUGUACGCCUAUGUUCGACAAUGGAAACUAUAAAAGGAGACCCUAUGCAUAUGAUGUUAAUGGGAGGAGUAAGUCAUAUCACACAGAAACUUCUGAAAUUUUAGACAAAAACUUAGCAAAGUAA
Molecule: messenger RNA, 456 nt
Organism: Angiostrongylus costaricensis
Lineage: Eukaryota; Metazoa; Nematoda; Chromadorea; Rhabditida; Metastrongylidae
Source: the annotation of a GenBank genome assembly